AUGCUGCGCCAAAUAAAACCCCGGAAUGCUCGCUCCAAGCGGGCUCUCGAGAAGCGGGCGCCCAAGGCCGUCGAGAACCCCAAGUCGGCCCUCUUCCUUCGCGGCACUUCCUGCAGCCAAAUUAUCCAAGAUGCCCUCGCCGACCUGUAUGCAUUGAGGCAGGACAACGCCAAGCGCUUUCAGAAGAAGAAUCCCAUCCACCCCUUUGAAGAUGCCAGCUCGUUAGCCUUCUUCUCGGAAAAGAACGACUGCAGCCUGCUCCUGUUCGGCAGCAGCAGCAAGAAGCGCCCGCACAGCAUCACCUUCACCCGCACCUUCGAUUACAAGAUCUUCGACAUGCUCGAGUUCUAUCUUGACGGCGAGACCUUCCGGAGCAUAGCCCAGUUCAAGACCGAGAAGGUGCCCGUCGGCACGCGGCCGCUGAUGGUGUUUGCCGGGACAGCCUUUGAAUCCCCCGUCCCCAACGCCUUCACCAUGGCCAAGUCCAUGCUCACCGACUUCUUCCGCGGCGAGGUCUCGGACAAGAUUGACGUCGAAGGGCUGCGGUACUGCGUCGUCGUCACCGCUGACGAGCCCACCACCGCCGCGGACAACAACAACAGCGACAGCGACAUCGCCGCCAAGCCAGUCCUCCGGCUGCGCGUGUACACGGUGCGGACGCAGCGGUCGGGCCAGAAGCUCCCCCGCGUCGAGUUGGAGGAGCACGGCCCGCGCAUGGACUUCCGGCUGGGCCGCAGCCAGGAGCCCGACGACGCGCUGCUCAAGGAGGCCAUGCGGCGCGCCCGCACCGGCGAGGAGCGCACCAAGAAGAACGUCUCCACCGACAUCAUGGGCGACAAGAUCGGCCGCAUCCACACGGGCAAGCUCGACCUCAGCGAGCUGCAGACUCGCAAGAUGAAGGGCCUCAAGCGCGAGCGGGACCCCCACCUCCUUGACGACGAGGGGCCGGCCGCGGACGAGGAGGCCACGGUCGUGGAGGAGCAGCAGCCGAGGCGGAAGAGGAAAGUCGCUGCGUAG
Molecule: messenger RNA, 1017 nt
Organism: Chaetomium globosum CBS 148.51
Lineage: Eukaryota; Fungi; Ascomycota; Sordariomycetes; Sordariales; Chaetomiaceae
Exons: 5
Coding region: 1-1017 (338 amino acids)
Biological process (GO): ribosomal large subunit assembly; maturation of LSU-rRNA from tricistronic rRNA transcript (SSU-rRNA, 5.8S rRNA, LSU-rRNA)
Cellular component (GO): nucleolus
Molecular function (GO): rRNA binding
Source: RefSeq, a predicted model, not a curated record